AUGGCCAGCGAGCCGGAUUCCAACCUCCAUGCUAACCCGCAGAACGCGUCGAUGCCACCGCACCCGAACCCCCCCAGCAUCGAAGCAGCCUACAAGCGCAAAUGCAUCGCGCUGAAGAAAAGACUGAACGAGGUCGAGACUCACAAUGAAGCGAUGCGCCUGCGGAAUGCGCAGGGAAUCAGAUAUAUACAGAAAAUGCGCCUGGAGUCGUGCAUGAUCCUGGAACGGCUCUCCGUGCUCAUGGGCAUGGCUGACGGCAGCGGCAGACAGGGAGAACCAGAGGCUGCGGGGCGUGCGAUGGCGCUAAUGAGGGAGUCUGGCCAUGUGCUAGAUGAAGAGCGCUCGAGGGCCGGGCAGAAGCGACCUGGAGAGGACCUGGAUGCGUUGGGCGAGGAGAGCGAUGGUAGCUCUGGUCACCACCCGCCUACAGUAAGAUGCAGCUGCUUCCUCCCCCUUUCUUUUGACGGAGGACAGACAGGUACAUCGGAGCAGUUACUGACAAUGCUGCGUGGAUGCGCCAGCCACAGGAACGCCCUCUACGACCAAAACGAAGCCGCAAGAGUGACGAGAGGCCUGCGGGCCACGGCGCUGGCGAUAGUACCAAUAUCAACGAUGCCGGCAAUAGCAAUAACAACAUGGACUCAGUUAGCACAACCUUUCCUAUUUCAAGCUACCCUCCGUCUACAUACUCAACGCCCUUGCAACAUGAACCCUCUAUCCUUCCCCUUCCACAUGUGA
Messenger RNA from Trichophyton rubrum CBS 118892, 738 nucleotides. RefSeq lists its product as uncharacterized. The record is from RefSeq and is a predicted model, not a curated record. NCBI's taxonomy places the organism in Eukaryota, Fungi, Ascomycota, Eurotiomycetes, Onygenales, Arthrodermataceae. The coding region runs from base 1 to 738 and encodes 245 amino acids. The transcript has a single exon.